ACAAAGGAAUCUGAGAUGACAAGUGCUAGUUCAGCUGUAGAUGCACGCUGGACGUCUCCUAACAAGCUCAAGUUGGUCACCAUCCUGAGCAUCGACGGCGGUGGCAUCAGAGGGAUCAUCCCGGCCACCAUCCUUGCCUUCCUUGAAGCAAAGCUCCAAGAACUGGAUGGGCCAGAUGCUCGGAUUGCAGACUACUUCGAUGUGGUCGCUGGCACUAGCACCGGUGGCCUCUUGACUGCGAUGCUUACAGCUCCAGACGCUAAUGGACGGCCACUGUUCGCUGCCGAGGACCUGGCGCGGUUCUACAUUACCCACUCCCCCAAAAUCUUCCGACGGAGGAACCUAAUCCGGUCCAAGAUCGCCAGCAAGCUGAAGAUGUUGUGCGGUCCCAAGUACGAUGGCAAGUACCUCCAUGCGCUGCUCCGUCGGUAUCUCGGCGACACGAGGCUGGACAGGACGCUGACCAACGUUGUCAUCCCGACCUUCGACAUUGCAUACAUGCAACCAACGAUUUUCUCCACCUUUGAGUUGAGGCACCAGCCGUCGAAAAAUGCGCUCCUGUCGGACAUAUCAAUGGGUACCUCAGCGGCACCAACCUUCUUCCCGCCACACCACUUCCAGACGAAGGACAAGGAUGGCAGGAGGAGGGCCUUCAACCUUGUCGAUGGUGGCCUCGCCGCGAACAACCCCACUCUGUGCGCGAUGAACCAGGUGUCCCAGGACAUCAUCCUGGGGAACGGGCACUUCUUCCCGGUGAAGCCGGCAGACUACGGCAGGUUCAUGGUGAUCUCCCUCGGCUGCGGGUCGAACCGGAACCGCAGGUACUGCGCCAAGGCCGCGGCCAGGUGGGGCAUCUUCAGCUGGCUCAUCAAGGGCGGCACUGCCCCCAUCGUCGACAUGUUCAACUCGGCCAGCGCCGACAUGGUCGACAUCCACCUCUGCGUCCUCUUCCGCGCCCUGCACUCCAGCGAAAACUAUCUGCGGAUUCAGUACGAUCGAUUGACGGGCAGCGCGGGCUCUGUAGACGACUCCUCCAAGGAGAACAUGGACAGGCUGGUGAGGAUCGGGAAGAGGCUCCUGGACAUGAACGUCUCCCGGGUGGACCUGGAGACCGGCCGGAUCGAGGAGGCGCCCGGCGUGGGCACCAAUGCCGAGCAGCUCACCAAGUUUGCCAAGCAGCUCUCCGACGAGCGGCGCCGGCGGCAGGACGAGCUUAUUUAUUCCGAAGCAGGAUUCCAAAACCAUGCUGCUUGGUACGGUGACUCGUGAGCGGCAGGACGAGAUCAUUUAUUCCGAAGCAGGAUUCCAAAACCAUGCUGCUUGGUACGGUGAGCGGCAGGACGAGCUCAUUUAUUCCGAAGCAGGAUUCCAAAAUCAUGCUGCUUGGUACGGUGACAAUUGAAAUGCAUCCGGCCGAUCGAACAGAUUUUCAGACGUUAUCUAGCUGUUUGCGUUUCGUGCUUUGGCGUAUGCAUUACAUUUACCGUGUGAUGUGUAAUAUUAUCAAUAAGCUAAACGUGUUGUUUUACUUCUCGAGAGCAAUCCUUUGGAUUUCUAAAAGACUAGGUGUAUGCCCAUGCGUUGCUACGAGUGAAACAAUUUUUUUUCUUC
Panicum virgatum (switchgrass) is the source of this 1611-nucleotide messenger RNA. RefSeq names its product patatin-like protein 2. Gene Ontology annotation, molecular function: glycerophospholipase activity; monoacylglycerol lipase activity. NCBI's taxonomy places the organism in Eukaryota, Viridiplantae, Streptophyta, Magnoliopsida, Poales, Poaceae. The transcript is spliced from 6 exons. Gene Ontology annotation, biological process: lipid metabolic process. The record is from RefSeq and is a predicted model, not a curated record. The coding region runs from base 16 to 1269 and encodes 417 amino acids.